Molecule: messenger RNA, 744 nt
Organism: Magnolia sinica
Lineage: Eukaryota; Viridiplantae; Streptophyta; Magnoliopsida; Magnoliales; Magnoliaceae
Exons: 3
Coding region: 247-558 (103 amino acids)
Source: RefSeq, a predicted model, not a curated record
UCUGUACAACCGUCGCAAAUGUAAGGUGGAUGAUUCACUACCGUUUUCUACGUUAUGGUUUAUCAGACCAACGGUCUGGAUCACGAACUCAUGGGCCCCACUCGUACAAACUAAAACCCCAGUAUACCAUCCUCCGUCGACGAUCGUAUUAUAAUCUCUCCAAGUUGGAGCAAAGGGGGAAGAAAUCAGGGUUUUUCUUAUUCCCAACGAACGAAGGAGAAACCCUAGGAGUCCGAAAAUACAGCCAUGGCGAAGAAUAGGAACAAGAAGGAUAACAAAAAGGGCGCCGAUUCGAUGGAGAUCUCCACACAUACUACUGAUGCAAAUCCUCCUCAAGCGAUGGAUACGUCAGAAGUAGCAGAUUCAAACCCAGCUCUUGGAGUUAUGAGCAGCAGAAAGAUGAAGAAGACAGCAGCACAGACAAGAAGAUCGAAGAACAUUAGGAAGCAGAAGGCCAUCGAGAAAGCCAUAUCUAAAAGUGAAAAGUCAGAGGAGAAGAUUUCAAAGGGCAAAAGCAAGGUGUCGAGAAUCCAGUCCGCAAAGUCCUUGUAUGACUAAGGAAAAAUUAUUAUUCUCGGCUGCAGCAGCUUGUGAAUGGAGAGAAAAGGUAGAGGCAGCACGCGGUUUGUAAUUUCAGUGGCAGUUUUGUUCAGCUUGUUUGUUUGCAUUUGCUGAUUAGUUGCAUUUAAAAAUUUUAAAUAUCUGUCGGUGAUUUGGUAAUCUUUCAUCGGCGCUGUUUACUCA